AUGCCGGGAGCAGCCGCGCUGAAGCCGAAUACCUUGUUAGUGAUAUUUCUCCUCGGACACAUCACCCGUCCGUGGGAGAGCGUCAACAAGUCGCGGAUGUUUCGCUCCUGGCAUUUGCGGAUGGGUCCUGCGGUUGAACAGACUUUCGGCAUCGUCUUUGGCGCAAGCAGUCCCACAAUAACAAGGGAACGGCCCGUUGCCGUGGGCCGUAGUAGGAGCAGCGAUGGUAGCAUGCCUGGUCCUAAGUCGAGCGGCAGCCGGUGUGGGCAGAGCGGAGGCAACGCGUUCGGUGCCAACGCUGUGACCUAUGAUAUGUCCGAUUAUGGCAUCAAUGGCGGCACGGGAGUCUCCAGUCCAAGUCUGAAGGACGACAACUCGGUCAAGGCGGCGUUAUUCCCGGCGGCUAUCAAGAGGAGGCGGCAACGUGGCUGA
This is a messenger RNA of Thermothielavioides terrestris NRRL 8126, 432 nucleotides long. RefSeq lists its product as uncharacterized. The transcript has 5 exons. The record is from RefSeq and is a predicted model, not a curated record. The coding region runs from base 1 to 432 and encodes 143 amino acids. NCBI's taxonomy places the organism in Eukaryota, Fungi, Ascomycota, Sordariomycetes, Sordariales, Chaetomiaceae.